AUGAGUUGUAACGGUUGUCGUGUCCUUAGAAAGGGUUGUAGUGAGUCUUGUAUCUUACGCCCUUGUAUUCAAUGGAUCGAUACUCCUGAAUCACAAGGCUAUGCCACUGUCUUUGUAGCCAAGUUUUUCGGUCGUGCUGACCUUAUGUCUUUCAUUUCAAACGUCCCUCAACCACAAAGACCCGCUUUGUUUCAAUCUCUGUUGUUUGAAGCGUGUGGACGGACGGUUAACCCCGUUAACGGUGCUGUAGGGCUUUUAUGGACAGGAAACUGGCACGUCUGUCAAGCGGCAGUUGAAACCGUUCUCCGCGGCGGAACCCUUGGGCCUAUACCUGACCUUCUCGGUUUAGACGACCCAUCCGAAGGGGAAGUCACGUGUAAGGAAUCUCGGAAGAUCCGAGAUCCGAACUCGAAUUUCCGGUUUGUGAGUUCCGGUGGAAAACGUAAGCGAUCGGGUGAAGCUGCGACGACUGAUCUUAAUCUCCGGUUGACGCCGUGUUUUCUUCAGAACGCGUUGACCAACCGGAGAGAGGUUCGCCGGCAGGGGACACCGUCGUUGAAUUCUGAGGAAUCUGUGACGACGACGACGUGUUUGGAGAGUAGGAACGGAAAUGAGUACGUUCACGACGGAGACCGGAAAGUUCUAAACUUUUUUGUUUGA
Vicia faba (fava bean) is the source of this 660-nucleotide messenger RNA. The record is from the annotation of a GenBank genome assembly. NCBI's taxonomy places the organism in Eukaryota, Viridiplantae, Streptophyta, Magnoliopsida, Fabales, Fabaceae.